Cladocopium goreaui is the source of this 1137-nucleotide messenger RNA. The record is from the annotation of a GenBank genome assembly. Lineage: Eukaryota; Dinophyceae; Suessiales; Symbiodiniaceae.
AUGCGCUUGGUGCUUCGCAGUCUUCGCAGUCUUCGGACAGGGCACCAGCAUCCCACCCACUGGAGUCGGCCGAAUUUUCGGCCGGUUGUUCAGCGUCGUCUUCAGUACUUUUCCACAGAGUCCCACACGGGCUUCACAUGCCCUGCCUGCGGAGCACCAUCGUCAAGAUUGGUCUGCAGGAGUUGUGGACGGCUUCACCAAAGCAGUUCCAGUGGCGUCAGUCAUUUUGAGCUACUAGGUGUUGACAGCAACUACGAGGUCGAUCCUCAAGCAGUUGACACUGCCUACAAGGACUUGCAACGCCUCCUUCAUCCAGACAGACAUGUCUCUCAACCAGAGGAGCAGCGGGAGUUGGCCGAUGCACAUUCUGCGAAAGUCAACGAAGCUGCUUGGGACCCCAGAAUGAUCAGAAUGCAGGGGCCGAAGCUAUCCAGAGUUGCCGUGCUCAGGCGCGGCGCCGACCAUUCCAAGUUCACGCCUUGCGUUGAGGUUGCUGACUGUAUCGGUGACACUGAGACCAUGAUGGAAGUGAUGGAAACCAGUGAAGAGUUGGAUGCUGCGAAGACGCAGGACGAGGUGGAUCGGAUCCGCAAGCGCAAUCGCAGCAAGGCCAAUGUGACCCCCAAAGUGACCAAAAAAGCCUUCUUCGAAGUGGCCAUCGGAGGGAAACCCACUGGACGGAUUGUUUUCGGCCUCUAUGGAGAGCAUGUGCCAAAGACCGUUGCAAACUUCGAGGCGCUUUGCAAGUGCGAUAAGGGUCCACCCUACUGCUACAAAGGUUCGCCAUUUCAUCGUAUCAUCCCUGGCUUUAUGGUGCAGGGUGGAGACACCACCCAUGGAAAUGGCACUGGCGGGAAGUCAAUCUACGGUGAGCGCUUCGCGGACGAGCAGUUUGGUGUGCCUCACAGUCGAGGUGGAUUACUCAGCAUGGCGAAUGCUGGCCCUGACACCAAUGGCUCUCAGUUCUUCAUCACCACAGCAGCGGCACAUCACCUGGAUGGCAAGCACGUUGUCUUUGGAGAAGUUCUGGAAGGUGAUCAAGUCGUGAAAGCUCUGGACUCUCAUGGAACUCGCUCUGGGCGCCCCACUGCGGAAGCGAAGAUUAUGGACUGUGGUGUCUUGCCGGACAUCGAGUAG